Molecule: messenger RNA, 1955 nt
Organism: Spea bombifrons (plains spadefoot toad)
Lineage: Eukaryota; Metazoa; Chordata; Amphibia; Anura; Pelobatidae
Gene: MAP2K6
Product: mitogen-activated protein kinase kinase 6
Exons: 12
Coding region: 404-1414 (336 amino acids)
Biological process (GO): MAPK cascade; protein phosphorylation
Molecular function (GO): MAP kinase kinase activity; ATP binding
Source: RefSeq, a predicted model, not a curated record
CAGGAAGUGCGCAUGCGCACGCGCCUCAAGCGAGAUCCAAGUUUGGAGCUUCAGCUGGCAGCCCUGGCCCAUCAUGUAGGUGCAGAGCCCGGGAUCUCAACUGCAAGUAGGGCGACUACGUGAACACAGAGGGGAACAAAAACCCGCACUUUGCAAUUUGCUUCCUGCAGCCCGUGCAAUCCCCUCAGGGCUCCGUGGUUUUUCUGUUCCCUCUAAUUAUUUGCAAGGAGUCGUGCAAGCAAACAACUCGACACCCCCCCCUCCUCCUCCUUCCCCUUCCGUGCAUGAAGACCGGGAGCCUGCAGUUCGCAUCUUUGUUGGGAAAGUAAAGCUUCAAGAAAAGCACACAAAAAAAGUCUUUUGUGCACCCCUCCCCCCCUCCUCAUCACAGCAAAAGGGGAGAAUGUCUCAGUCUAGAGGAGGCAAAAAGAAAAAACCCGGAUUGAAAAUUACACCGGAAGUGUUUGAACAGCCGCAAGCCAGCGUACCCACGCCGCCAAGAGAUCUAGACUCCAAAGCCUGUAUCCUGAUUGGAGAAAAGAACUUUGAGGUGAAGGCAGAUGACUUGGAACCUAUAGAAGAACUCGGACGAGGAGCCUAUGGCGUGGUGGAGAAAAUGCGCCAUGUCCCCAGUGGGCAGAUCAUGGCGGUAAAGCGUAUCCGGGCGACAGUCAACACUCAGGAACAGAAGAGACUCCUUAUGGAUCUGGAUAUCUCCAUGAGGACGGUGGACUGUCAUUUUACGGUCACAUUCUAUGGAGCAUUAUUUAGAGAGGGCGACGUCUGGAUCUGUAUGGAGCUCAUGGACACUUCGCUGGACAAAUUCUACAAGAAUGUAAUAGACAAAGGCUUGACGAUCCCAGAGGACAUCUUGGGCAAAAUAGCAGUUUCUAUUGUCAGAGCGUUAGAACAUCUGCAUAGUAAAUUGUCCGUGAUCCACCGAGAUGUGAAACCAUCCAAUGUGCUCAUUAACAAGCAGGGCCAGGUGAAGAUGUGUGAUUUUGGCAUCAGCGGUUACCUGGUGGACUCUGUAGCCAAAACGCUAGACGCCGGUUGCAAACCAUACAUGGCUCCUGAGAGAAUAAAUCCAGAUCUAAACCAGAAAGGAUACAGUGUGAAAUCUGAUAUCUGGAGCCUGGGAAUUACGAUGUUGGAGCUCGCUAUCCUAAAGUUCCCUUACGAUUCUUGGGGAACCCCCUUCCAGCAGCUGAAGCAGGUGGUCGAGGAGCCAUCUCCACAGCUUCCCGCAGAUAAGUUCUCGGCUGAUUUUGUUGACUUUACCUCAAAGUGCUUGAAAAAGAAUUCCAACGAGCGUCCUACUUACUCAGAGCUAAUGCAACAUGCCUUCUUCACUUUGCAUGAAACCAAGAACACUGACGUGGCGUCGUUUGUUAAACUCGUCCUGGGAGAUUAAGCGGACGCCACACGACCUCUCUCACACCCUCCACGCGGACUUCUCCCAACAGGACACACGAGGCGGCUUCGAUUGGCUGCUGUACUCCAGUGCCCGCAGCAAUGCAUCAUGGGACUGGGAAAACUGGACUCCACGUUGGCCUCCUCAACAAAGAAUGGCUUUCUAGUUAAUAUAAUACCCUAACCCCCUGUUCUGCCAUAGAAGCUGCUCUUGGCAGUGUCUGAAUUACCAAAAAGGGGCAGUUGCAACCCAUUUGCUGCCAGAGGGGGUUUAUAAUCAUUUUAGUUUUGUCUGUUUCCUUUUUUUUUUUUUUUUUUUUUUUUUUUUUUUUAUAGGUGCUACUGUAGUUUUUUUUUUUCCUGCACCCACUUUUUGUCAUAAAAAUAUUUAUGUUCAAUAUUUUAACUAGGUUCUGUUUUUAUGAGAGGACGUAUGUGUGACGUGGUAGGAGAAUGGUCGUAAAUAUUUAUAGGAUUUUGCUGGUGAAAGGGUGAAAACAUAUUAUAUUUUUUUUUUUCUUGUUCCCCCCCAUGUAAACUAU